This is a messenger RNA of Trichoplax adhaerens, 474 nucleotides long. RefSeq lists its product as uncharacterized. Gene Ontology annotation, cellular component: membrane. The transcript is spliced from 3 exons. The record is from RefSeq and is a predicted model, not a curated record. NCBI's taxonomy places the organism in Eukaryota, Metazoa, Placozoa, Uniplacotomia, Trichoplacea, Trichoplacidae. Bases 1 to 474 code for a protein of 157 amino acids.
AUGACUCAUAAACCAGCAGGUAAACCAGUAUCUGAAUGGAAAAUGGACCAGUUAGAUGUUAUAAUAUCUCCGAAAAAUAAAACAGUAGCAGUAAACUCAAAUCAAAGCGUUGACCUCUACGUUAAGCCUCAGACAUUGAUUUUAGCAAUGACUGGUUUUAGCCAUCAAACAUUUGUCUGUCAUCAGGGUUAUGAUUUUCAAUUCCAGCCUCAAGAUGGUUCCAUACGUAUAAAUAAUAUAAAAUUACAGCCAUUCGAUGUAACUAACGGCCAAUUUAGUUAUAAAGUAUUCUACUGUCCAUCCAAAGAUAAGCAUCAAGACAGACGAUUCCAUCAAAGUAUAGCUCCAUUAAUUGUUGGAGGUGUUCUAGCCAUCAUUACUGUUAUAGUUUUAAUCGUUUAUGUUAUUGUACUACUUGUUGCUAGAUACCGUGAUAAGGAUCACUAUCAAACAGUUACGGAUUUGCAACACUAA